This is a messenger RNA of Malaclemys terrapin pileata, 1534 nucleotides long. RefSeq names its product chitinase domain containing 1 (gene CHID1). Gene Ontology annotation, biological process: carbohydrate metabolic process. Lineage: Eukaryota; Metazoa; Chordata; Testudines; Emydidae. Bases 147 to 1367 code for a protein of 406 amino acids. Gene Ontology annotation, cellular component: extracellular region. The transcript has 13 exons. Gene Ontology annotation, molecular function: oligosaccharide binding; chitin binding. The record is from RefSeq and is a predicted model, not a curated record.
CGCUGGGGUAGGCCCUCCCCGCCCGCUUCCACUUCCGAGUCCGGGUUGCGGAGGGAAGCAGGCGGCAGCAACAGCAGCGGCCGGGAAGAGAGAAUCAAAACUCUAGUCUCUUUUAAGCACAGCUGACUGACGUAGUGGAAACUGCCAUGAGACUUCUCUGUACUGCACUUUCUUUGGUCUUGAUUUACCAGCUGGUUGAUGCUACGUUAUCAAAGACCGAUGCAAAGAAAAUGGCUUCAAAAACGCUGGAGGAAAAGGUAUCAGAACUAGCUGUUCAUGACAACUUGUACUCCAAAAUAUGGCAUUCAGACAAAAUUGUACAAGACCGGGGUCUGGUAGUCACUGAUCCAAAGGCAAAAGAUAUUGUGUUGGAACACAAAAGUUACUGUGCCAAGAAAACGAAGGAGAGACACUUCUGGGGAGAUGUUCUGGGAUAUAUCACCCCUUGGAACAACCAUGGCUACGACAUUGCUAAAAUGUUUGGAAACAAAUUUACGUUGAUCUCCCCAGUCUGGCUACAGGUGAAAAGAAAGGGAAAGGAGAUGUUCCAGUUCACAGGGCUACAUGAUGCUGACCAAGAUUGGAUAAAGGAUGUCAAGAAAAACUCUAAAACCAUCAAAAUAGUUCCUCGGAUUUUGUUUGACGGCUGGACUUACCAAGAUUUUGAGAGUAUUUUUGGCAGUGAGGAUGAGAUAGAGGAGCUUUCCAAGACCAUGGUGCAAAUAGCCAAGGAAGAAAAUUUUGAUGGAUACGUAGUUGAAGUGUGGAGUCAGCUGGGAAAUCAAAAGCAAGCGGAGCUGAUUCAUUUGCUCACUCACCUCUCAGAAGCUCUCCAUGAAGCACAGCUUAAGCUAAUACUGGUAAUCCCACCUGCUGUCACACCAGGGACCAAUCAGCUGGGAAUGUUCACAAAGAAAGAAUUUGAUCAAUUGGCCCCAGUAAUGGACAGCUUCAGUCUCAUGACCUACGACUAUUCAACACCACAGCGGCCUGGCCCAAACUCCCCUCUUCCCUGGGUACGAGCCUGUGUUCAGGUGCUUGAUCCUGAAUCCAAAUGGAGGAGUAAAAUUCUUCUGGGGCUGAAUUUCUAUGGCAUGGACUAUUCAGCACUGGGUGCCUCUGGAGAGCCUAUCCUUGGUAACAGGUACAUCGAAACCCUGAAGGAAAACAAACCGAAAAUUGUUUGGGAUGAACAAAUAGCUGAACACUAUUUGGAAUACAAAAAAAGUAAAGGAGGAAAGCAUGUUGUCUUCUACCCAACAUUAAAGUCCAUCCAGUUGCGCUUAGAACUUGCAAAGGAAUUGGGGACUGGAAUAGCCAUCUGGGAGCUGGGACAAGGCUUGGAUUAUUUUUAUGAUCUGCUUUAAAAUGGUAGACUAAUUGGAGAGACUUCAUUUGCUUCACGGAGACUGCACAUUCAAUUAAGUGAGGUAUUUGUGGGGAGAUGAUUUAUAAUUUUGUUUUUUGUAAUUUAUAUGAAAUCUGUAUGGAAUUUGCAUUUUUCCUAAUAAAGAACCUACUCUGAAUUACUGUA